Zootermopsis nevadensis is the source of this 8818-nucleotide messenger RNA. It is a transcript of the gene mop, whose product is annotated as tyrosine-protein phosphatase non-receptor type protein myopic. The record is from RefSeq and is a predicted model, not a curated record. Gene Ontology annotation, molecular function: protein binding; protein tyrosine phosphatase activity. Gene Ontology annotation, cellular component: endosome. Lineage: Eukaryota; Metazoa; Arthropoda; Insecta; Blattodea; Termopsidae. Gene Ontology annotation, biological process: protein transport to vacuole involved in ubiquitin-dependent protein catabolic process via the multivesicular body sorting pathway; endocytic recycling; protein dephosphorylation.
AAUCUAGAAACACACUGAUUACGAAGUAUGACAGAAUGUGUUUUAGUGUGUUGUACAUCACAAGACUGAUUUCAUUAUCAUAUUUUGAAAUAUGGUUAUUCUGAAGUGAAGUUUGAAGUAACAGAAAAAAACAAAAUGGAAGCGGUGCCUAGAUUGCCUAUGCUUAGCUUUGACUUGAAAGUGAGCCCGGAAUGUGCAUCAUUUGGACCUCAACUGAAACAGUAUGUUCGAGAUGUUUAUCAUGAAGACCCAGAAAUGUACUCCAAUGAAAUUCACAGCCUUGAGGGUUUACGCGUAGCGGCUGUAUCUGCAGUUCGUGACGUUACAGGGUGCUCGGCUUUGAAGCGUUACUAUUGUCAACUUCAUUUUCUGCACAGCAGGUUUCCAAUGGCCAAGGGUGAAGCUGCUGCAGUUUCUUUUACCUGGCGUGACAUUUACUCAAAUACGGUAUGCACUCUGGCAGACAUACGUUUUGAAAUGGUGUCUAUCCUGUACAAUAUUGGAGCGCUACAUUCACAGCUGGGUGCUUCGGACAGCAGGGUGACUGCAGAAGGCAUGAAACUGUCUUGUACACAUUUCCAGUGUGCUGCUUGGGCAUUUCAGCAUCUGAAGGACACUUUUCUGCAGCCUGCAGGAGUUGAUUUGGCUCCUGAUGUCACUCAAUUCAUGUAUCACCUUUGCUUGGCCCAGGCACAGGAGUGUAUCGUAGAGAAGAGCAUGACAGACAACAGAAAGGCAACCAUCAUUGCCAAAGUUGCUGUUCAGAUUGUAGAUUACUAUAAUCUGGCACUCAACACAUUAGAGCAGAGCGGCUGUGAUGAUUCUUCAGUCUCUGAUACAGUAGGCUCCAAGAUUUAUAAGAAAUGGAAGAGGUAUGUAAAGUUCAAAAUAGCGUAUCAUUCAUGUGUGUCACUCCUGUACCAAGGACAGCAGGCAGAGGAGCAACAGAAAAUGGGGGAGAGGGUGGCAUUUUAUCAAGCAGCGUCAGAGAAACUGGAAGAGGCAACAAAGCUCUCGAAAGGAAUGGACAACAUUGAGGCUAUAAAUGAAUCACUUACAUUCACAAUGGAUGUUGUAGAAGGAAAGAAAAAAGCAGCAAAGAAUGAAAAUGAGUUCAUCUACCACGAAGUUGUGCCGGAUAGAGACUUACUUCCGAGCAUAAAAGGAGCAUCUUUAGUUAAAGGGAUUCCAUUCAAUGAGAAUGAUCCUGAAGUGUCAGGUCCAGACAUUUUUGCUCGUCUAGUUCCCAUGAAAUCACAUGAAGCUUCUUCCCUCUAUAGUGAAGAGAAAGCGAAGCUGAUGCGGAGAAUCGGUGGUAUGAUAGAUGAGAAGGACCAGGAACUGAUAACGUUCAUGACCUCCCUUCAGCUUGAUCAACUGAAUAUUCACUCAUCGUCGAACAGGUUGCCACAGGAAUUGGUGGACAGAUGUGCAGCUCUUAGUGCCAAACCAAAUACCAUUCAAAGUCUGGUAGAAUCAAUGAACAAACUGGCGGACACAUAUCAUGAUGUUGAGGGUAUGCUGCAAGACAUUAAGGAAUUAAUCCAGCGCGAAGAAGUGAGAGAGAAAGAGUACCAAGAAGUGAUGGGAAAGCGUCCGCCUUCGAUCGUAGCGACAGACCUCACAAGAGAAGGAAAUAAAUAUCAGGAAGCACAUGCCAAGGCAUCUGAGUCCAAUCAGACUCUUCACAAAGCAAUGACACUUCAUAUUAGCAACCUCAAAGUUUUGUCUCUACCGCUCGAUGAGCUUCAGAAACAGAUUCCUAGUCUUAGUGAUCUGGACUCUUCAAGUGAUGAUGAUUCCUCAGUUAGGGAGAUGAGACAUUUGGUUGCUAAAGUGGAAGAGAUGAGGCAGCAGCGAGCAAUGUUGUCCACGCAGUUGAGGGAGUCUAUCUUCCAGGAUGACAUUACUCGUCAACUUGUGACGCGAACUGGAGAGUCGCUUGACGCAAUAUUCAGCCAAGAGUUGCAGAAACACCAGAGAUGUGUUUCAUUAAUUGAGCAGAAUUUAGCUGCGCAAGAUAAUAUAUUGAAAGCAUUGACUGAGGCGUAUGCACAUUAUGCAGACAAACGCAAGGCAGUUACUGAAAUCCUCCGCAAACGAGAGGCAACAUUAUCUGCCCUUAUAUCUUCUUAUGAUGCCUAUGAAGAUCUUCUAGCCAAAUCAAGUAAAGGCAUAGAGUUCUACCGUAAGUUGGAAACAAAUGUAAACAAGUUGCUUCAGCGGGUGAAAGGUACAUGCAAAGUACAGGAUGAAGAAAGAGAACAAAUACUUGCGAAGAACAAUAAAACAGUUCCCAGUACCCAGACAGUCUCAGAAACAGCUAGUGAAUCUCUUGCGCCGUCUUCAGGGGGUCCAAAGCUGAAAUACUAUCUUCAGAAUAUGAAACGGGGAGGCGCCACUGGUGUGGGUGGGUAUGUGUCAGGGUUACCAAGCGUCACGGCUGGCCAGACGUCGAGUUCGUAUUAUAAUGCGUACAGUCAGGUCCCUGCACCGGUAUCCUCACCACAACCAUCAAAGUACCAUGAUUAUUCGGGACCAAGCUCACAACUUGCAACUGAGAGUGCAAGCAACCAGCAGUGGGUGCCAGCAAUACGCCCUGCCCCCGUUGGUUCAGAAGGCACCAGCGAACAUUCUUCUUCCGUAAAACUGGAGCCAAAUGAAAGUAAAGCUCCAUUGCCGCAGCAUGCGUACUCCUAUCCAGCCCCAGUUAUUUCUAUAGAUCAGUCUGCAGUGCUAAAGGCACCGGCAGGUUACUCGUCAACAGCGUAUCCUGACUACAGCUCCACACAGUAUAACUAUGCUAAUCCUCCUGCUACAUGUCCAGCGAUUCAGUCUGUUCCUCACGUACAUCAGCAGCAAGAACAACUUGCAUUUACACAAGGACAUGUGAAUACUCAAGGUUACAAUUAUGGCAGCACAUCACAUGUUCAACAGUAUGGUCCCACUGGUCAAGGUCCAGUGUCUAAUUACGCAGCUGGAAACAUCGUAGUUGCAGGUUCUCCUGGUUCUUACCCCAUGGAUACUAAACCAUACCCAACUCAGCAGACAAAUCUGUACGCUACAGAAGUGUCUCAUCAGUAUCAAGCUGUGCAACCAACAUACCAGCAGGUAGGAGGUGUUGUGUAUCCAUCUGGUACUAACACAGGGUGUGUAAAUGUUGAUCAGAAGCUACAGGACCCUGGGGUGUAUUAUGCGACUCCGUCAUCACAUCAAGGAUACGGUGUUGGAACACUGACAUCUGUGCAUCAAGGCUAUCCCACUGCAUCAACAUACCAAACACCUGUAACCUUGGCAGCCUGCAGUACUCCAUCGCAAACUUACAGUGGGAUUCCGCAACCAGUACUGCCAUCUGCAUCCAGCACCCAGUCUGGCUAUGCAUAUGAUAUAACAAGUGGCACUUUACAGUAUGAAAAUAUUUCUCAGAAUGUACAGACUGGUUUUCAUGGACAGGCUAAUGCACAGACCCAUCAGAUAAUGUGGCACCAUCAACCACAAGAAUCUACAUAUGGCACUGCAGUUACUGACGCUUCUGCUGCUUUAAAUUCAGCACCGUAUUAUGGUUCAGAAUUUGAUCCAAGCACGUCUGCUAUUUCUCUGCCUGGUGGAUCAUCUUCUGAAGUAUCUCUAAGCAACCAGCAAUAUUACGGCAGCAUACAACAGAAGUAUCAACAGUUCCAGCAUCCUUAUUCAUAUCCUGGAGCAUCCAAUGGUUAUAGUUUGCAACAGACCGCAGAAAUUCAACCAAACAUCAAUGCUGAUGCUUCAUCCUCUGAAUUCCAGUAUAUGGCGGCAACAGGGGCUUCUUGUUAUACCAAUGCUGGCAGUUACAUUACGUCACAGACUUGCUCAUCGCAGACCUCGGUAGAUGGACAUACAUUUGCUACCCAAUACAGUGAAAACCAAGGAAUUUCAGACUGUGAGACCCCAGUGUAUUCGCAAGCCUCAUAUUACUCAUUGCCAUAUGGAUAUCAAUAUGAUGCAGAAGCUGCAGCUGACGAACCAGAGAGUCCUAUCCAUGUACAGCAGAGCAGUUACGCCAGCAGCACAGUCAUGAAUCAGACGCCACAAAGUCCAAUGACGUACAUGCAAGCUCGUGGGCAAAAUAACAGCACAACUACCACAUAUAGUCAACAAGGAGGAAGUUCUGUGUCUUCAAGUUCUGUUCAAGCCGUCAAAUGCGAUGAAAGUGAAAAUAUGUCAUUGUCAAAUGUAGACUUGUUAGCAGGGCUUGAUUUUUCCCUAAAUCAAGCGCCGUUAGUGCCUCAGCAACCCGUUCCAGAAAAAGAUGAGGUUCACACUAAAUCGGUGAACUCGAACACCGAACUGGUAACUUCUCCUCCCAGCAGUAAGAACGUUCCUACCGCAGCAGCUGUAACAAAAACAGAUUUGUCUUCAGAAGUGUCAACUUUGGUACGUGAUAGAACAGUGCCAACAUUACCAAAGACUGAUGGCCCGCAAGUUGAGGAAUACAAUAAUCAGCAGAUACUGGUGUCAAAACUGACACUGCCUAAAACUGACACAAGCCAAGAAGAAGUAAAAUUAACACCAAAAGCGUUUGGUAAAGAUCCAUAUACGGACCCUGAUGCACUGAAUCAGUUUGUUCAAGAAGUGGGGAAGUACGAAAAGUUUGUCGAUGGACUGACAACAAAAACAUUAAACGGACCAACACCACUUGACAUGAAAUGGAAGGAGUUGCUUGAAUUGCAGGAAAUAGAUGCUCAUAAACGUAGCAUUUCCGUAGCACGAUGUUAUCCAAUGAAGAACCGAUUUUCUGAUAUUUUGCCAUAUGAUCAUUCAAGAAUUGAACUUCCUUCAACAAAGGAUGAUUACAUCAAUGCUUCAUACAUCAAGAAUUUGACACCCCUGACGCCUCCAUUUAUCGUUACGCAGGCGCCAUUGCCGUCAACUUACACCGACUUUUGGACAAUGGUGUGGGAGCAACAAGUUGAAGUGAUAGUCUGUCUUCUAAAUGAUUUGGAGUUGGAGGGUCAGAUAUACUGGCCAUUAGAGAAAGGUCAAGAAUUGGCUAUGGGAAAAAUGAAACUCACUUUGCAGAGUUCAAAUACUCGUUCUCAUUGGAUUGAGAGGAUUGUGUCUGUGUGUGCAAAUGAGUCGAGGACAACAAGAGUCAUUGUUCACCUACAAUUCACUGCAUGGCCUGGCAGUUCAUUCCCAGCAUCUCCAGGACCAUUCCUGAGUUUUGUGUCAGAGACAUUAAACUUUUACUCCCAGCAGCGAAAUGCUUGCCAUCCCGUGGUUGUUCACUGCUUGUCAGGAGUGGGACGUACUGGCCUGUUUUGCCUUGUGACAGCUGCUGUUUGUGAUAUUCAAGCGGGACGUGGCCUGUUGGACUUGGUGAUGACUACCGCUUGCAUGAGCACUCAUAGAAAGGGCUCUCUGAGGGACAGAGAACACCUUAAAUUUGCGUAUCAGGCCGUACUGUAUUAUGCCCAGGAUUUGCUUAUGAAACGGGGUAUCCUGACAAGCCGUUCCACGUUUGAUGACAAACGGAGCCGAGGGGGGAAGUCUCAUACACGACACCCUUCAGAAGAUUUCCUGCUGGGUCCACCUACCGAUCUUAGUCACCUUCAGUCAGGAAUCGAGAAAAUGGGGUUAGUUGCAGCAAACAGCAACAGCAACAGCAGUGAUUUGAAGCAUGGAGGAGCAGUGCAAUAUGAGGCCACUGGAAAUAGGCAGAGUAGCAGCAGCAGCAGUAGCGGCAGAAGCACUUCCAGCAGUAUAGUUGGGUCACGUAGUUCUUCCCCAAGUUCCUGUCCAUCUGAUUUGACUGAUAAUUCAUUGCUGGUUGACAUAUCAGAUGCACUUAGUGAGAAGGACAAAGUGAAGUUCACGGUACAUACUAAGACCACUCUACCAGAAUUUCAAAAAUCAGAGUUCCUUGUAGUUCGUCAGCAUGAAGAGUUUGUGUGGCUUCAUGACAGAUUUGAAGAAAUUGAAGAAUAUGCUGGGUAUAUUAUUCCUCCAGCUCCACCACGCCCAGACUUUGAUGCAUCCCGUGAGAAACUACAGAAAUUGGGAGAAGGGGAAGGAACAAUGACCAAGGAAGAGUUCAAUAAAAUGAAGCAAGAGUUAGAGGCAGAAUAUUUGGCAACAUUCAAGAAAACAGUCGCAAUGCACGAAGUGUUCCUCUGUCGAUUAGCAAACCAUCCUGUGUUCCGUAAUGACCAUAAUUUUCGGGUCUUCUUAGAGUAUGACCAAGAUCUGUGUGUAAGAGGAAAGAACAAGAUGGAAGUUCUCGGAGGAUUUAUGAAAUCUUUUACCAAGACCACAGAUGAAUUCCUGCUUUCAGCAACUGUCAAGGAUGUCAAUGACUUUUUUGAACAAGAGAAGAAUUUUCUCAUCGAUUACCAUUUGCAUCUAAAGGAUGCAACAGCUAAGGGAGACAAGAUGACCAAGCGUCACAAAGAUGUUGCAGAUUCGUACAUUAAAAUAUCGACCGGUCUCGUUCAACUCUCAUCAAUAGAUAACAGUGACCUUGAGAAGUUCUUGGCAAAGGUAGCAGAAACGUUUGAAAAAGCUUGUAAAAUUGAGGGGCGUGUAGCUUCAGAUGAGGACUUGAAGCUGUCUGAUACGCUCAGGUAUUAUAUGAGAGACUCCUUUGCUGCCAAGAGGCUGCUUUAUCGAAGAUUGCGCUGCCUGGCAAAUUAUGAAAAUGCCAAUAGGAAUCUGGAAAGAGCGAGAACAAAGAAUAAAGAUGUUCAUGCGGCUCUGGAAGUGGCUGAUGCCGAACUUGCACAGCAGCAAGCAUGUGAAAAGUUUGAACAGAUGUCAGACAAAGGGAAAGAAGAAUUGAUGGACUUCAAGACAAGACGAGUGGCAGCUUUCCGGAAGAACUUGGUUGACCUUGCUGAGCUAGAGAUAAAACAUUCAAAGGCUCAAGUACAACUGUUAAAGAACUGCUUGGCAGCGUUGAAAGAAGAGUGACGGAGGGUAGGUCUGCUCUCUGUCCCACUAGCUGACAUCUCUUCAUUUGUCCAGUAGCUAGCCGCCAGUGCACUGAGGCUUGCGCAACUUUCUGGUGGGACAUCUGUGGUGGGAGGUUAAAAUGUGCAGGAAUACUUGAGAAUCAUUGAAGGGAAUGCGUGGAUACAUAACCUCAAAAUAAUUUUUCAUGCAAGUGAAUGCCACUGAAAAUUGGUUUUGUUUAACUUGAAGCCUUUCUUGUAUAAAAACUGUUAGCUGAGUAAUUGAGAUUGUUUAAUCUCGAGAUAAAUUUGUUUUAAAGAUUUAAUUCUGAAUUUACUGCAAAAUUGCUGUAGUAGUGAAUGAAUUUAAGAAAGGCUAAAGAAUGGUUAAAGACAUUUCUAUUCCGAGCAUUCUCUUCAGAAAAAUAAAGAACACAGUACUUGAGAAAGUAUAUAUGUGUGCGCGCGCGUGUGUGUGUGUAUUCUGCAGCAGAUGCGAUGGUAUUCUAUAGUUUCUGUGUAUUUGUUGUGUUGCUCAGCGUUGCGUUCCUGAAUUUAAGUAUGUUCUAAAUCAUAAUAUUUCUUUUGGAAAAAAACAGUUUAUUUUGAUUUUAUUUUUUUUGUUUUCCUUUUUUUAUGAAUAUGAACUUCAUUACUGAAGCAUCAAAUUAUCUUCACUACAUAAAAGUCAUAUAGAGCUUAUAUACUUAUGUUUCCCGUUACCUAUUCAUUCCGUAUAAUGCUAUGUAUUUGUGGAACGGCCCGUCGUAGAGUGACGGUCGAUUCACGUAUGUAUAAUUGAAGAAAUAAGCUGAAAGAUUAAAAUUCUUAUCACCGCAUUCUUUAUGUAAUUACACCAUAUGUAAUUAAUUACUGUUAUAUAUGAUAUUCCAUGACCACAAUGUAUGCAAUAACUGGAAUUCUAAUGAUCGUUUCGGAAAGCGCAGAAGUUUUAUGCACCGAGAUUCAUAUAUUUAUGACUUACGUUAUUUGUCCCAUUCAAGUUUAAAAUUGUAUAGUGUAUAAGUUUUGUGACAUCAUGUUCCUGCGUGUCAAUAAUUCCUAAUAGUAUUUUUAUUGCACGCGUACUUGCGUUAGGCGUUACAUUUCUCUUCUUUAAUAAUGUAGCUUUAUCAACACAAAUAUUAUGCACGUUGUCUGGGUAUUAAGGAAUAAUAUAUUUGUACAGGAGAGUAUUAUUGUUUAACUGAUCUUUUUUUUAAAAACAAGAGCAACUGUUGAUUUAGAAUAUGGUAUUUUCCUAUGCCAGUGCUUGCAUCUGGCGUCGUAAUGAGUGCGGACAUGUAGUAUGUUACUGUGUGUCUGAUAAAUUUUUUCUAUGUGUUCUAUGCGUUUUUAUAAGCAUAUUACUGUCCAUUUGGAACACAAAGCUAGUGAAUGAGAGCUAAGAGAAAUGUUUGGUGUACUAUUUUUGACAAUGAGUAGAGGGUAGGACUUGUAAUUAUUUUGAAAAUAUUGAAAUGAGUGUUUCAGUCAUUUGUUAAAUUGUACAUAUGAAGUGGUUUGUUGAUUAAGUAUCGUGUUACAUCUUUUGAACUUUAGAACCAGUAGAAAGCCCUUUUUUACUCCAAUGUAGUUAGCUUUUGAAUGAGGUAGCAGUGUUCUUAUAUCAGGUGUCAGGAACUUUGGUAGUUCAGGGUACACGUACUCUCAUUGGAAAUCAAAUUCCAUAUGGGCUUAAUGACAAAUAAUAACUUAGAGAAAAUGUUUGUUUUCGCAAUUCUUUGAGCCCUGUUUAAUGAAUUGUACUUGAAACGGGUGAGCAAUGAAUAUUGUGGGGAGUUUUUAUCAUUCUCAAUCAGCAUCUUUAAUCUUAUUUCAAUUCCAAAUUAUAUAUUGAAAUAAAAAUACCAAUGUGAAACUAAUAA